AUGGUUUGGGACAUCCUCAACAGGGACUACUUCAGAAUAGAGCGCAAGCAAGCCAGGGCCAUUGCUUUCCUGGUCGAGCCCGAGUACAAGGGCAUGGUUCUGGUCUUCCGGCACGACGAUGCAUGCCUAGAUUUCGACGACCUCUUCACACAGAUCAGGAAGCUAGCCUUGCUCGACUCUAGCUCGUCGAAGUUUCCAGAAAUCAUCUUUGAUCUCGGGAGUACGUUUGACUUCCGCGACUACGUCUUCAAGUACAUUGACCGUCGGUAUGGCCGCUCUUUUGCGCUGCUCUGUGUUCAUUGCUCGCGGUGUACAGCGCCCACCAUUGAGCUCUGGCCCGAAGAGCUGGAGAAGUGUGCGCGCCUCGUCGUGCCGACGACCCCAAAGCCAAAGAGCGUCCUCGAUCUACUCAUGGCAGGCAUUUACCACACCUUGUUCAAAUGCGGGUCCCUCCACAAACGUAAUUCGAGAAUCGCCAGGGCCAUCUUGGAAGUAAAGAAAUCCGCGCGAAAACACGAUGUCCCAUUCCUGAUGCUCCUGGUCAACACCACGCCGGGGCUCAUCUAUGGCGAGGGCGGCGACCUGAAGGCUAUGAAGAAAUGGGUUGAGCUCAUGGGCACCGUGCAGCAUGGAGUGUACCGAUGCGUUGUCCCGCCGGAGGCGAUAGAGCUGAAAGAGGCUCGGCCGCUGACGCUGCAUGGUGAACGUGUUAUUGAGGUCGAUUCAAUGACGAGAUGGCCCGAAGAGGUCUCGUUGAAUGGUGGCACGCAAGAGGGGCUUUCAGCCAGGAGAGAUAUAACAUGA
Anthostomella pinea is the source of this 804-nucleotide messenger RNA. NCBI's taxonomy places the organism in Eukaryota, Fungi, Ascomycota, Sordariomycetes, Xylariales, Xylariaceae. The record is from the annotation of a GenBank genome assembly.